Molecule: messenger RNA, 1053 nt
Organism: Knipowitschia caucasica
Lineage: Eukaryota; Metazoa; Chordata; Actinopteri; Gobiiformes; Gobiidae
Source: the annotation of a GenBank genome assembly
AUGGCUGAAGCAAUCCCACUGCGAGAGAAGAAGCAGCGGACUCUACCUCGAACCGAAGUCAAUUUUGAAGCUCUGGAUUUGUCAGGAGGGCUGAGAAUAGUCCUCGUGGGUAAGACCGGAUCAGGGAAGAGUGCCUCAGGAAACACCAUACUUGGGAGAGCUGCUUUCAGGGAAGACCCCAGCUCUGAGUCCGUGACCAAAUACUGCGAGACUGAAAGAGGGGACGUGGAGGGGACCGUGGUGCAGGUGAUUGACACUCCGGGCCUGUUCGACACUGCCAUCACUGAGGAGGAGCUGAAAACCCGGAUAGAGGAAUGUGUGAAAAUGUCCGUCCCAGGGCCCCAUGCGUUCUUACUGGUGAUCCGGCUUGGGGUGCGCUUCACUGAGGAGGAACGAAACGCUGUCAAAUGGAUACAGGAAAACUUUGGGGAUGAUGCUUCUAUGUACACCAUCAUGCUGUUCACUUGCAAAGAUCAGGCCAAAGCCGACAACGCGCUGAAAGAGUGCAAGGAGCUGCGCAGACUCUCCAUCACCUUCGGUCGGAGGUAUCAUGCCUUCAACAACAACGACGCAGACGACCGAUCGCAGGUCACGGAGCUCAUCAACAUGAUCAAGGAAAUGGUACAGGACAAUGGCGGUAAGCACUACACCAAUGAGAUGUACGAGAGAGCCCAGAGGAAACUGCGAGAGGAGGAAGAGCGCAGAAAGCAGGAGGAGGAGGAGAAGAAGGAGGAGGAGAGAAAGAUUUGGGAUGCAGAAAGAGAAGAGCAAGAGAAAGAGCAUGUGAAAACAAAAAAAGUGAAGCGAAAGAACAUUCGAGUGGCGGCUGCUGCUGCUGUGAUGUUGGUGCUGGCUGGGGUGGUGAUAGCCGUGGGGGCCCACACCACAGUGGCCCUGGCUCUAGGGGCCCCUGCAUUAGUACUGGGUGUGCUCUGUGGAAACAACCAGCUCACUAUGCAACAGCUGCAGCAUCACAAGGACCACCGCACUUUCAUACUUCUAAUACUUACGGAAACGCCAAGACCACCGGGAUCAAAGGAAUCUGUUGAAUGA